GGAGGGGAGUGCGCGCGAGCAGGGUAAAUGAAUGCGUGCACGGACAAGCGCGUUCAACUCCUCUAGAAUUCCUCCAGCGGAGAUGCGCGCCUGACCUGCCGCGUUUCUCAAAUGUUGCUCUCCGCGUUAUCUAGUUUCUUUACUCGGAACUGUCAUUUCGACCCACCCUCCACCUAAAAGACAUGCAACUUUGGGAGAGCUUGGCGACCAGGUAGUGGACAGCAUGCUGUUCCUGGCGAACGGUAUUCCCUGGAUCUUCGCCGAGGCAAUCCGUGGCCACUUCGCUCGCGGAUGUGCGUUCGGAUGGUUUGAUUGACGCCUGAGUGGAGGGAACACGCAGAAGGGCGAGGGAGAAUGGCUUCGAAAGAGCGACUGUACGAGCUGUGGAUGUUAUAUUACACUAAGAAAGAUGUCGUUUACCUGCAGCAAUGGUUGGAGGCAUUCGUGGCGUCUUUUGAGAAGGUCAUUGAUGUGCAGUCGACGGAGCCUCGACGGCUGGAAGAAUGGAGCGCCGAUGUCCCCCUCCUCCCCAAGGAGGUGUUGGUGUUCCUCAGCACUCAGCUGUGGCACAGUGCCCUCCACAUGUCAGGGCAGGAUCAGAGCAGCACUGCUCCACACCCACUGCUCCUCAUCAAGUUUUUCAUCAUCAUCUGCAGGAAUAUGGAGAAUAUAGACUCUGAGAAGACCCCGGGGUUUGUGUUUGAGACAAUCAAGCUCCUAAACUUCUGUUUGACUCAGCUGAAGAAGCAGCCAGAUGAUCAGAGCACUUUACAGUCGGUGGUACAACAUGGCCUGCUGCUGUGCGAAAAUCUCUUUGACCCUUAUCAAACGUGGAGGAGACGGCAGGCAGGUGAGGAGGUCAGUAUGCUGGAGAGAAGCAAGUAUAAAUUCUCCCCUCUUGUUCUACCAGAGGAGCUUCCUUUGCUAUUCCAUGACUACCUACAAGAGAGCGAACUAAUCCCAGAGCCACUCGUGGUGAGACUGGUGCAUCUACAGGGAGCUGUAAUCAGUGGAUGCAAGAGGAACGGCCUAAUGUCCAUCACUACCCAGGCUGUGAAGGACCUCAUUUCUGUGCUGCGUUCCUGGUGCCUCGCUCCUGCCUCACCCCCACAGGAGCCCAAGGAUCCUUGGCUGCUCAAAAUGACUCUGCGUUGCCUGACUGCAAUGAUCCACCUUCUGCACUCCAGCAGCCCGGACGAGAGGCAGGUGGAGAUCCGGACAGUGCUGGAUAGUUACUUCCAGCUGCUCAACUGGAACCGGCCACCAGACAGCCAGCAGAGAGAUAUGCAGAGCUGGGAGGAUAACCUCAUUUCCCUUCUCGAACACAUGCUGAAUGCUAUCCCAGAGAUCCUGCAGUGUUCAGACCGGCCGGUGUUGCAGGCUAUCUUUCUCAAUAACAACUGUUUCGAGCACAUACUUCGUCUCAUCCAGAACAGCAAGCUCUAUCAGAGUAACAGGUUUAAGGUGGCGUGUGAGGGACAGUGUGACCUCACUACACGUUUGCUCACAGAGGCUGAAGUGGAGCAGGUCUGGGAGAAGGGCUCCGACUGCAUCACGGUACACGCCAUUCGAGUUCUCACGGCCAUAAUGAGCAACUCGCCCUCUGCCAAGGAGGUCUUCAAGGAGCGGAUCGGCUACUCGCAGUUGUUUGAUGUGUUGAAAAGUCAAGGACAGCCCACUAAAAGACUCCUGCAGGAGCUGAUGAACAUGGCUGUUGAAGGGGAGUACUCCCAGGCCAUGCAGCUGGGCAUCAGUAACGAACAGCCUCUGCUCCUCCUGCUGCAGUGGUUGCCUGAUCUGGGCUCUCGCUCUCUGCAGCUGCUGGUGUCCCAGUGGCUGGCGGCCGUGUGUCGAGGAACCCUGUCCUGCCGCACCGUAGCCGUCGAGGCAGGCUUAGUAGGCGCUCUGCUGGAGGUGCUGUCUGAAGCCCCGGAGCGACUCGACCGGCAGUGCGCGGACGCCCUCUUGGGCUUGCUUCAAGACUUGGGUUCUCUUUCUCUACGGCCCUGUGAACUGAAGCGCCUGCUGAAGCUCUUGCGGAUCGAACCCGGAGCAGCCCCUCACCCGUACUGUGGGCGCGUGGUGAGGGUGCUUUCUGCCAUGGCCGCCCGCGGAGAGGGCGGGUGCAGCUCCUUGCAGUAUUUUGAUCUUACGCCCCCUAUGGCGGGUAUUAUGGUGCCAGCUAUACAACGCUGGCCAGGAAGUGCAUUCGCUUUCCACGCUUGGCUGUGCCUCAACACAGACUUUCCUCCACCACAGCACCACUACUCUGAAUCUCACCUGACAAACCUGGAUAAUAUGGUUCGAAUGGCUAAGGGACCACGUAGAAAACAGCUUUACAGUUUCUUCACAGCAAGCGGAACUGGCUUUGAAGCUUUUUUCACCACAGAAGAAGUUCUGGUGGUGGCAGUAUGUACUAAAAAGGAGUACAUGGCCGUUUCCCUGCCAGAACACCCACUCAAUGACUGCGCCUGGCACUCAGUAGCCAUUGUUCACAUUCCUGGCCGGCGGCCCUUUGGGCAGAAUGUGGUCACUGUUUAUGUGGACGGAGUACAGUGUAAAACAGCACCCCUGCGCUUUCCUUCUCUGAAUGAGCCUUUCACUUCCUGCUGCAUUGGAUCAGCUGGUCACCGGACCACUACCACCAUGACUACCUCUCCGACCCUGUCCAACCCGCCCCACUCGCCCUCCGAGAUGGCAUUUGCUGCUCACGCUGGGCCACCCACUCUUUCACGUUCCCAGUCCUUCCCUGCAUCCUUUGCAGCAGCCGCAGGGGGGCGGCCUGGUGUGAGUCGGGACAGUCCUGUUCACACUAUCCCCGCAGGGCUACAGGACACUGCGUGGGGCUCUCCUUCAUCACUGGGUGGCCUUUUAGCCACGGUGUUCAUCUGCCAUGAAGCUCUGCAGCCUUCUCAGGCACGAGCCCUGUUCACUGCAGGUCCCAAUAAUGUUUCCCUAUUCAAAACCGAUGGUGAACCUUCAGAAGUCAACAGUAAACUAGUGUUAUACUACACCCCACAGGCCUUUAAGAGCCAGAUCUGUUUGGAUUUGUCUCCCAACCAUCUUUACGAUGGCAGGCUGACAGGUCACAGGGUGGUGAACUGGGACGUCAAGGAUGUUCUGAGCUCAGUAGGUGGCAUGGGAGCUCUCCUGCCCCUGCUGGAGCAGGUGUGUUUGCUGGAUCAGGGUGAGACUGUAGGUCAGGAGACUUCAGAUCUUCUCGGGCCAGAGCUCACAUCCUCCAGGGGCCCUGCCGGCAUGCUACUGCCUCUGGGGAAGUCAUCUGAGGGCCGUUUAGAGAAGAACAGUGUAGCAGCGUUUUUGCUGAUGAUUAAGAACAUGCUGCGCAACCAUCCGACCAAUCAGGAGAGCCUGCUUCAGUGCCACGGGCCGCCCAUCAUUGGAGCCAUGCUCGGCAAGGUUCCCAGCAGCAUGAUGGACAUGAGUGUACUGAUGGCCUGUCAGUUCCUGCUCAAGCAGGUGUCCAACGAAGGCAACAACGCCCUCUUAUCACAGCUGUACCAGUACCUGCUCUUUGACUUCAGGAUCUGGAGCCACAGUCACUUUGCAGUCUGCCUGGGUCAUGUGCAGUAUCUAACCACCGUUAUUAAUGAGGGCAAACUGAAGACUCGUAAGAGGUAUGGUGUUCAGUACAUCCUGGACUCCAUUCGGACACACUACAGUGUGGAGAAGGAUGGCAGUCCUCUGUCUGAGGAGAGGCAGACGGUGCAGAUCGCUCUUUUUGCUCUGUUGAAGGACCUUCUGAAAUCUCCCACUGCUGAGGAGCUGCACAGCGUACUAGCCUAUGCUGCUAUAGUGCAGGACGAGCAACAGGUGAUCAGUGUUCUGGAUGUGAUAUACACCAUAUUGAAGAGUUCUACAUCUCCACGUGAGCAGGCUGUGAUGGUUCUUCUAGAGCGAGGGGUGGAGCAGCUCUACUGUCUGCUGCUUAAAACCAACUAUGGAGAUGAGGCCCGUGAGAGAGUUUUCAGGGUCUUGUGUAAGGUCCUGAAGAGUGAACGUAUACCUGAGCGCAGUAAAAUACGCAUCAAACUCAAGGACUCUGGAUAUCUUGGGCUGGUCUGCUCCUUCGGAGACGUCCCAAUCACAAUGGCAACUGUACGCUGUCUGUAUGACCUGGUGUCCGUCACAGUUCCCAGUCUUAAUUUUAGAGACCUGUUGGCAGUGGCGUAUCUGUCCCAUCGUGCCGACCUCAGCGUCCGACUUGAUAUCUGUCGUAAGCUCUUUCACUUGAUCUACUCCAAUGAAGAGUAUGUGAAGCAGCUGGCUCGUCAGUCAGGCUGGCAGGAUGUUCUCACUAAGCUCUACAUCAAAGAAUCGUAUGAGUCUCGUGUUCUCAGCCAAUCCAAUUCUUUGUCCAGCCCCACAAACUCGUUGGACCCUGUUCUUUCCAGACCCGUCUUCCGUCGGGAGGACAGCGUAAUGGAGGACACUCAGCAGAAUGUCUACAUUUCCCUCACUCCACGCCACGAAGAGGAGUACGAGGAGGAAGAAGCUCAGGAUGCGUCUGAGGGCUACUCUGACCUCUCCCAGUCUCCCCCGACAACCGGACAGCUCAAGAGCGAUUCCUUGCACUUCAAGCCGUUUGACUCCGGAGAACAAAGCAGUCAUUCGUCCACCUUGUCCAACACAGUGGACAUUCCAUCGUCGUCGCGUCUGCUGGAGGAAGAGGAAAGCGUGUAUCAGCCGCUGUCCCCUUUCAGCUCACCCUUUGAGCUGGAAAUAAGCCUUCAAAAAGGACCCCAGACACCUGUGGGUAGCCAGCCAGAGACCCCCUCUCCUCUGGAGCACAGUAAGAGCUUCCCAGGCAUGAGGCCUCGCAAGAGCUCCAGUCUGUCUAAUGUUCUGGACGACACGAGCUACAGCACUGAACCACCAACAGACACCAUCUCCAACACAUCCAACCCACAGGCUCCCGAAGAGGAGCUGUGUAACUUGCUGACGAACAUCGUAUUCUCUGUGCUGUGGAGCGGCACUGAGGGGUCUGAGGAUGCGAUAUGGAGAGAAAGGGGUCAGGUGUUCUCUGUCCUCACCAAGCUUGGCUCGUCCUGUCAGCUGGUGCGGCCACCUGAUGACAUCAAACGCAGUUUGUUGGAGAUGAUGCUGGAGUCGUCCCUGUCAGAUUUGAGGGACUCUCAGGGCGCGUCUCUGCCCCAUGUGCCUUCUUUGCUCCGCCUGCUCAGGCUGCUCCAGGACUUCCUGUUCGCCGAGGGAACUGACAAUCAAACACUAUGGAGUGAGAAGAUUUUUGAGGGGGUGGUGAAUCUACUGGACAGGCUGCAGGCAUGGCACACGACCCCUGGAUCAGCGGGGUCCGCUGAGCUCAAAGAGAUGUCUCUGAUCGGCCUGCGUAUCAUCACUGGAUACAUUCAGCAGCAGCAGAACUCACAGGUGUGUGAGAUGGCGUGUUUAAAGCUUCAUAGCCUGCUGCAGACUGUGUUAUGUCUGUCCUGGGAGGAGGUGUGUUUUCUUUUGGGUCGCCUCGGUGCACCACUUUGGCCAGCAAACUGUGGCUCGGGCCCGGGCGGCGAGGCUUUACUGAGUCCGCUGGUGGCCAUUGUCCGAGCGCUUCUGGACCAGCAUGCUGAUCGAAGCACGCUUCAGAAGAUGCUCCCCAACCUUCCCGCCACCAACGGCAGCCCCUCCUUCGCCCAGGAUCUCCAGAACUACUGCGGCACCGCUGAGUGGCAGCAGUUCUACCAGAACCACGUGGAGCCCACAAUGCAGCAGUACGAGCUAGACACUUUCGGGAAGAGUCAUGACCUGAUGUCCAACUUUUGGAAUUCGUGCUUUGAUGACCUCAUGAGCUCUGCACAGCGGAGAGACAAGGACCGCUCCGCCUGCAAAGCCAAGUUUCAGGAGCUCAUUGUUGACCCAUACCUGAAACGAAUGCGCACAGAGAACAGCCGCUAUCACAGUGUGCAGAAGAUGAUUAGCAGCCAGCAGGGGGUGGUAUGGAGGCACUGGAAGUCACUGCGCAGGUUACUGAGCAGCGAGAGAGCAGCCUGGGCACUCAGGGUUCAGCCAGAGGUGAACUGGAAACUGUCGGGUGCAGAGACGUACUCUAAGAUGCGUCUGAAGCUGGUGCCAAAUUACAGCUUUGACUCUCACAGUGAUGCCAGCGCACUGAGAGAUAACAUGGGAGCCGACAGCCCACGCAGCUCAACCGAACCCAUCCCUCUUGCCGUUGCAAAGGAAGCCAAAGUUAGUGACAUGGAGGAAGACAAACUAGAGGAUGAGGAUUUUGUCUUAAUUGAUGAGGCGGAGGAGGGCGAGGAGGAGAGCCAGAAGGAAAAGCUAGUGCUCUCAGAGGAGUGUGAGCUCAUCACUAUUGUUGCCGUGGUACCAGGUCGUCUGGAGGUCACAACGCACCACCUGUAUUUCUACGAUGGCAGCAGUGAGAAAGAGGAGACAGAGGAAGGCAUUGGGUUUGAUUUCAAGAGGCCGUUGUCACAGCUAAGGGAAGUCCAUCUGAGGCGCUACAACCUGCGGAGAUCAGCUUUAGAGCUGUUCUUCAUCGAUCAGGCACACUACUUCAUCAACUUCAGGAAGGGGGUCCGGAACAAAGUCUACUCCAGGAUCCUUGGUCUCAGACCACCCAAUCUUUUCUACUUUGGUUCUCGCUCUCCUCAAGAGCUCCUGAAAGCCUCCAACCUGACUCACAGAUGGGUUUGCAGAGAGAUCUCCAAUUUUGAAUAUCUGAUGCAGCUCAACACCAUUGCUGGUCGCACAUACAAUGAUUUAUCCCAGUAUCCAGUGUUCCCCUGGGUGCUGUGUGACUACACAUCUGCUGAACUGGACCUGGAGGACCCAGCUGUUUUCAGAGAUUUGUCCAAACCCAUAGGUGUCGUCAACCCUCGACAUGCACAGAAUGUCAGGGAAAAGUAUGAGAGUUUUGAAGAUCCAACAGGCACUAUCGAUAAGUUCCACUAUGGCACACACUACUCUAAUGCUGCCGGCGUCAUGCACUACAUGAUCCGCACGGAGCCCUUCACCUCGUUACAUAUACAGCUCCAGAGCGGCAAGUUUGAUUGUGCCGACAGGCAGUUUCAUUCAGUAGCAGCAGCAUGGCAGGCAAGAAUGGAGAGUCCAGCUGAUGUGAAGGAGCUCAUCCCAGAGUUCUUCUACUUCCCAGAGUUCCUGCAGAACAUGAACAGUUUUGAUCUGGGCUGCUUGCAAAUCAGUCAGGAGAAGGUCAAUAAUGUGUUGCUUCCGCGCUGGGCGUCUUCGCCUGAAGACUUCAUCAGGAAACAUCGCAAAGCUUUGGAGUGUGAGCAUGUGUCUGCUCACCUGCACGAGUGGAUCGAUCUCAUAUUUGGGUAUAAACAGCGAGGACAUGAAGCGGUAGAAGCUCUCAAUGUCUUCUACUACUGCACUUAUGAGGGUGCAGUGGAUCUGGACGCCAUAGCUAAUGAGACCGAGCGCAAGGCCCUGGAAGGCAUCAUCAGCAACUUUGGCCAGACGCCCUGUCAGCUUCUCAAGGAGCCCCAUCCUCCCCGUAUGUCAGCAGAGAAUGCAUUCAGGCGGCAGGCCCGUCUGGACAUUCUGCCUCCAAACCUUUUUGAUCAGCUCACUAAACUCCGGUCUUUUAAAGAGGUGGUGAGUGAUGGACUUCCUUUAGUCCAAGCCGUGGUGCCCAGAAAUCAAACUCGCUCCUUUAUCAUCCCUGGCUCUGACAUACUGGUGACCGUGAGUGCUAAUGGAAUGAUAGGCACUCAUAGCUGGCUGCCCUACGACAAGAACAUAGCUAAUUAUUUCACCUUCACCAGAGACCCCACUGUGAGCAACCCAAAAACCCAGCGGUUCCUCAGCGGGCCGUUCUCCCCAGGGGUGGAAAUCGGGUCCCAGGUGCUGGUGGUGUCCACUGACGGGCGUCUGCUGUUCAGCGGGGGGCACUGGGACUGCAGCAUUCGGGUCACUAUGUUAGGCAAGGCCAAGCUGGUGGGCAGGAUCUGCCGUCACAUUGAUGUGGUCACGUGCCUGGCUUUGGAUCUCUGUGGUAUCUACCUCAUCUCUGGCUCACGAGACACCACCUGCAUGGUGUGGCAGGUCCUACAGCAGGGCGGUUUCUCUAGCGGUCUGUCUCCACGGCCCGUGCAGGUGCUCUGUGGACAUGAUCAAGAGGUCACGUGUGUCGCCAUCAGCACUGAGCUGGAUAUGGCGAUCUCGGGGUCAAAGGAUGGCACAGUGAUCAUGCACAGUGUGCGUCGUGGGCAGUAUCUUCGGACCCUGAGGCCGCCGUGCGAGAGCUGCCUUCCUGCCCCUGUGGCACACCUGGAGGUCGGCAUGGAAGGGCACAUAGUGGCCCAGACUGUUACGGAGGGCCGCUCUGCUGGAAAGGAGAAGUAUGCGCUGCAUGUGUACUCUGUGAAUGGCACCCUCUUAGCAUCUGAGACGUUGGACGAGAAGAUUUCAGCUUUGCAUCUGGUGCCUGACUACCUCAUCGUAGGCACACAGCAGGGGAACCUUCACAUUCGCGACCUGUACAGUUUGAUUCUGGCCGUUGCGCCCUUGGCCCUGAAGAUCCCCGUGCGCUGUGUGUCUGUCACGAAAGAGAGCAGUCAUAUUCUGGUGGGCCUGGAGGAUGGCAAACUCAUUGUGGUGGGAGCAGGAAAACCGGAAGAGGUGCGGUCUGGGCAGUUCUCCCGCAGACUGUGGGGCUCCACACGCAGAAUCUCCCAGGUGUCCGCAGGAGAGACCGAAUACAACCCCGUCGAGCCUCCUGCUAAAUGAGCCCCGCGUGCCUUCAUCAACACCUGCCCGUCCACAAGAGACGCCACUGCAACCGCCCCGUCCGCUUUCCCGCCCUUCUGAAACACAGAGCUUGGGAAGCCAGAGUAAAGGGAACGCGAGUGGUGAACGUGCACUUUUAUACAAAAAAGGGAAAAGAACAUUCUUCUUGAAAAUGCAAUGAUUUGUACUGCUUUUAACAGACAAGACUUUCCAAAGAUUUUUGAUCGGGGCGAAUCAGGUAGUCGCCUGCAAACUUUUUAAGUUUUGUCGGCUAAGACUGAACUUUUUUUUUUUUUUUUUUUUUUAAAGCAGUAUGUUCUGUCCUGUGAAUCACAGACUGUCUUCUCACUGGCUGGAGCCCGAGGCACUGUAUGCUCAGCGUGACGGACCUAGUCUCUGUCACUGAGUGACAAACCCUCAUCACCUGAGCUGCUUUACAGUAUAGUAGAUCUUCUCAUGCUGAUUUUUACGCUUGCUUUGCCGAUCUCGUUCAGCACCGGUACUUCAUCCGACACUUGAAAACCUUCUUAUAUUAAAAGAUGUCAUCCGUGACGGCAGUGUUUUCACGGGACAGGCGCUGACGGAGGUGUGUGUACAGUACGCGGGGUGUGGGUGUUUGUACUUCUUUGCACAGUUACUUGCAGGCGCUUUGUAUAACGCAAUAAUUCAUGUGAAUCACGCCUGAAUCAGAACGAGAUCCUUUCACUCCUGUUUGAUGACGUGAAGCGCUUAGAGCCCUGCUAAGUCUUGAGACCUCUGGUGCCUUGAAACGGGUGAACAAUAGAAAUGUCCAUAAUUAUGAUUAAUUGUGACUGAAAUACAUUUAAGAGGUAGUUCACCUGAAAAUUAAAGUUUUGUCAUCUUUGACUCACCCUUAUUGUUCCAAACCUGUCUGACUGACAUUCACCCCCUCCAAA
Messenger RNA from Puntigrus tetrazona (Sumatra barb), 9671 nucleotides. RefSeq names its product neurobeachin-like 2 (gene nbeal2). Gene Ontology annotation, molecular function: protein kinase binding. Bases 355 to 8754 code for a protein of 2799 amino acids. The transcript has 55 exons. The record is from RefSeq and is a predicted model, not a curated record. NCBI's taxonomy places the organism in Eukaryota, Metazoa, Chordata, Actinopteri, Cypriniformes, Cyprinidae. Gene Ontology annotation, cellular component: membrane; cytosol. Gene Ontology annotation, biological process: intracellular protein localization.